CCCUUUCUCUGCUUGACACAGGGUGGAAUGUACGUCUUCCAGCUGUUUGAUUAUUAUGCUGCCAGCGGUACAUGCCUACUGUUCCUGGCCAUUUUUGAAAUCAUCUGUGUUGGCUGGGUGUAUGGCGACCUUCCUAUUUUCACUGACCAAGUACACCCCCCUCAAAUACAACAACUGGUACGUGUACCCUCCGUGGGGCUACGCUCUGGGCUGGUUGAUGGCUUUCUCUUCCAUGAUCUGCAUUCCACUCUACGUCAUUUUCAUCCUGCUGAAAACCAGGGGAUCACUAAAGAAGAUGCAGUAUUUCCAGAACGAGAUCACCCUGAGGCGGGUGACCCGUGCCCAGAAAGAGAGGAUGCUAAGGGAAGCGCUGCACCGACCAGGACCGUAUGCAGCAAUGCUCGUGGAGGCGAUGAUCCCUCUGUAUAUUCGGAUGUCCUGGCAAGGAAGAGUUUGCUUCAACGGAGCGCCCAACAAGGCACCUCUCCCAAGAAACCUCCUGCGGAGGCUUUUCGAGGAACUGUAUGACACCUUCGUUGAAUUGUCGCUAGAGGAUUUUUCUUCAGUCCCUCUUUGUGUGGACCUACUUUUCAUAUAG
Messenger RNA from Mauremys reevesii (Reeves's turtle), 598 nucleotides. Its product is annotated as sodium- and chloride-dependent glycine transporter 1-like. The coding region runs from base 56 to 598 and encodes 180 amino acids. Gene Ontology annotation, biological process: sodium ion transmembrane transport. Lineage: Eukaryota; Metazoa; Chordata; Testudines; Geoemydidae. Gene Ontology annotation, cellular component: membrane. The record is from RefSeq and is a predicted model, not a curated record. The transcript is spliced from 3 exons.